Leishmania braziliensis MHOM/BR/75/M2904 is the source of this 1056-nucleotide messenger RNA. RefSeq lists its product as hypothetical. The record is from RefSeq and is a predicted model, not a curated record. The transcript has a single exon. Lineage: Eukaryota; Euglenozoa; Kinetoplastea; Trypanosomatida; Trypanosomatidae. Bases 1 to 1056 code for a protein of 351 amino acids.
AUGUCUCUUCGCGCUUCAGGCUCCCCGCAGCUUUCUCGGCCUCUGGAAGGACGCGAAUCACCUCCGCCAAUCAUCAGUGACUCGGAUUCGACGCCGAGGCUGCCCUCGUUGUACCAGCGCGUCUUGGAUGGUCGCAGCAGCCCGCUCUCCAUUCGCUCCGCCACUCCGAACAUGAGUGGGAUCUCGCGCAGCGAGGAUGAGAUGCAUUCCGCACUGAGGGACCCUCUCCGCAGCUCUUUGUCACCCCACAUCGUCGCCUUCAACAGCUUCAGCGUGCCCGACAGCAAUAGCUCUCCACCACCGCUAAUUCUCUCGGAAAAAACCUUCAGUAGUAUCUCUGUGAACACAUCGCUCUACAACGGCGGUAGAAAGGGCGACGCGCUGGGGGCGCAGCAGGCGGACAGCGCCAUCAGCGGUUGCACCGGGUCUCAAAGCCUCGGCGCAUAUGUCGAUCAUGAGAACUGGAUGAGCUCGAGCAUCGAGUUAGAGGCGGUCGACGUGCGGAAAGUGAUUACCGUGAUGAAAGGCAAGAAGCAAGAGAGAUGUCACGCUGCACUCUCGCCGGUGCCGGCGGUCGUGGUCUCUGCGGAAAAAUCGAGACUGAAGCAGACCGAGAUGCCGAAUCCGAGAAGGGGUAUGUUGCCCUCAGGUCGAAAGCGCUCUGUGAGCAUCAACGCACCACCAGACACACCACGCGAGAGGCAGGCGCUGAUUACGCUCAGACCUCGUCAAGCAGCGGCGGUGGUGCAACAGCAGCAGUACGUGAUCCGGAGACCGUACAUGCCUACAGGCGGUGGCUUGCCUACCCUUCGGACGCUGCCGGGCUUUACAUCAGCACCCUACAGUAUGGCGCUGCGCCCAGUACCACCCGCUGUCGCUGUAUCACGAGCACACCCACUGGAACUAUCGAUCUCCACCUCCAGCGAAGUGGACAAUCACCCCGCUUCCAGUAAAUCUAGGGAAAGAAGUGCGGAGAUAGGCACGGCGUCGUGGAGAAGGAUGUUUUGGGUCUGCGGUGGAAGCGCCAAGCAGGUGGCGCCAAAGAACCACGCCUAG